GGUUUGAAGGACCAGCUCUGGUCUGAUCUGGUCUGAAGAUGAUGUGGACUCUGGUUCUGGUCUGGACCAUCUGGAUCGGACGGCACACGGCAGCAGCACAAAGAGAUGGAGAAAUUAUCAGUCAGAUUAAAAUGACGAACUUGGCCCUGGCUGAGAUUAAAGAGCUUCUGAAACAGCAGAUUAAAGAGAUCGUUUUCCUGAAGAACACAGUGAUGGAGUGUGAAGCCUGUGGAAUGGGGGGGCUCCAGCCUCGUCCUUCCUGUGUGCCCAACCCGUGUCACCCAGGGGUGCAGUGCAUGGAGACGCCGGAGGGGGUGAAGUGUGGACCGUGUCCUGAUGGCAUGGAGGGAAACGGAACCCACUGCACCGACGUGGACGAGUGCACCGUGAUGCCGUGUCACAUGGGCGUCCGCUGCAUCAACACGUCCCCUGGGUUCCGCUGUGGGUCCUGUCCUGCCGGGUACACGGGGCCCCAGGUCCAGGGGGUGGGCCUGGCCUACGCCAGGGCCAACAAACAGGUCUGCACUGAUAUCAACGAGUGUGAAGGUCAGAACAAAGGAGGCUGUGUGGAGAACUCCGUCUGUAUGAACACACCUGGUUCCUUCAGAUGUGGACCCUGUAAAACGGGCUACGUGGGGGAUCAGCGUCGUGGAUGUAAACCUGAGAGAGCCUGUGGGAACGGCCAACCCAACCCCUGCCACGCCAGCGCCGAGUGCAUCGUCCACCGGGAGGGAACGAUCGAGUGUCAGUGUGGCGUCGGAUGGGCUGGAAACGGUUACCUCUGUGGGCCUGACAUCGACAUCGACGGCUUCCCUGAUGAGAAACUGGAGUGUCCUGAGAGUAACUGCAACAAGGAUAACUGUCUGACUGUUCCAAACUCUGGUCAAGAAGACGCCGACAACGACGGCAUCGGAGACGCCUGUGACGAAGAUGCAGACGGAGACGGGAUCCUGAACACACAGGAUAACUGUGUGCUGGUUCCCAACGUGGACCAGAGGAACAUCGAUGAAGACGACUUCGGUGACGCCUGCGACAACUGCAAAGCCAUCAAAAACAACGACCAGAAGGACACAGACGUGGACAAAUUUGGAGACGAAUGUGACGAAGACAUUGAUGGGGACGGAAUCCCCAAUCAUCUGGAUAACUGUAAACGUGUCCCCAACAAGGACCAGAUUGACCGAGAUGGAGACAAAGUGGGAGACGCUUGUGACAGCUGUCCUUAUGUUCCCAACCCUGACCAGUUGGACGUGGACAACGACCUGAUUGGAGACCCCUGUGACACCAACAAGGACAGUGACGGUGAUGGACACCAGGACUCCAGAGACAACUGUCCAGCGGUCAUCAACAGCUCCCAACUGGACACCGACAAGGACGGAAAAGGAGACGAGUGUGACGACGACGACGAUAACGACGGCAUCCCCGACCUGCUGCCUCCUGGUCCCGAUAACUGCCGCCUGAUCCCCAACCCGCUGCAGGAGGACUCCGAUGGUGACGGAGUCGGAAACGUUUGCGAGACAGACUUUGACAACGACACCAUCAUUGACAUCAUCGACGCUUGUCCAGAAAACGCCGAGGUGACGCUCACUGACUUCAGGGAGUAUCAAACUGUGGUUCUGGACCCAGAGGGGGACGCGCAGAUCGACCCUAACUGGGUGGUUCUCAACCAGGGAAGAGAGAUCGUUCAGACUAUGAACAGUGAUCCUGGUCUGGCUGUUGGUUACACAGCGUUCAGCGGUGUGGAUUUUGAAGGGACGUUUCAUGUGAACACGGUCACAGAUGAUGACUAUGCAGGGUUUAUCUUCGGCUACCAGGACAGCUCCAGUUUCUACGUGGUGAUGUGGAAGCAGGUGGAGCAGAUCUACUGGCAGGCAAACCCCUUCAGAGCCGUGGCAGAACCAGGGAUCCAACUGAAGGCCGUUAAGUCAGACACAGGUCCUGGUGAGAACCUGCGGAACGCCCUGUGGCACACCGGAGACACCCCCGACCACGUCAAACUCCUGUGGAAAGAUGCACGCAACGUGGGCUGGAAGGACAAGACGUCGUACCGCUGGUUCCUCCAGCACCGACCGGCCGACGGGUACAUCAGGGUGCGUUUCUACGAGGGCCCUCAGAUGGUCGCCGACACCGGGGUCAUCAUCGACGCCACGAUGAGAGGAGGUCGACUGGGCGUGUUCUGCUUCUCACAGGAAAACAUCAUCUGGGCCAAUCUGCGAUACCGCUGCAACGAUACUCUUCCUCAGGACUUCGACACUUACAGAGCCGGCCAAGUCCGACUGGCGGUUUGAGGAAACACCACCUGCUUUUCAACGCACAACUGCUUCACACAACAAAAGAAAACCUCUGCUACGGGGUUUUAUUUCUUUUUUUUUGCUUGAAAAAGCCAAAUGGUGUGACGGAGUGUACUUUGAACUCCUGACAGAGAAGAGAAUCAACAUGUUUGACAGAUACCAAAGUCUUUUCUCUUCUAGAAUUUAAUGUUUCUAUUAAAUAUUGUCUCAUUUUUCAUGCUCUAAGGUAAGAAAUAUGUCAAAGAUUUAACUAUAACUUCUAAAUAAAUGUGAAUUUUGAUACUA
Sphaeramia orbicularis (orbiculate cardinalfish) is the source of this 2573-nucleotide messenger RNA. RefSeq names its product cartilage oligomeric matrix protein (gene comp). Gene Ontology annotation, molecular function: calcium ion binding. Gene Ontology annotation, cellular component: extracellular region. The record is from RefSeq and is a predicted model, not a curated record. The transcript is spliced from 19 exons. NCBI's taxonomy places the organism in Eukaryota, Metazoa, Chordata, Actinopteri, Kurtiformes, Apogonidae. Gene Ontology annotation, biological process: cell adhesion. The coding region runs from base 39 to 2285 and encodes 748 amino acids.